CUGGAUUGAAUAAAAACAUUUAAUACCUUUAUUGACAUGCAUGUCAACAUAAUUUUUUCUGAGAUAUUUACAUGGGAAAAGGAAUACAUAGGGCCUGUGAUGAAAGAAUUAAUUAAGCAUACAAGAUUUUAUUUUUUAUUUUUUUUGCAAUGUGAUGCACACCAGGUGUGAAAAUGUUCAACCUGACAUAUGUUUUAGUAUUGUAAUUUCUGUUUCUGUUUCUGUACCAUGGUGUCCCGAAUGCGAUUAAAGCUGUAAUGGGUGAUUUGAAUAGGCUGUGUGGUGUAAACGUUUGAGUUCCAACAUGAAAACAGCAGACAUCUGCCCUUAAACAGCUCUGAAACACGUGCCAAGCCUGACCUAAAAUAAAUACAAUCUGCCCGUCAGGACCUCUUCUAUAAUACGGCUGUAACUGUUAGGAGUGUUAAAAAGGCUGUAAUUGUUAGGACUCCUUUUAUCCCCGGCGUAGUCUACAUGUGAAUAACUUAGUUAAUGAUCAUCAUUAGUGCAAGGCUGGAGGCGGCGCUGGUCUUGACAGCCGAGCGGAGGCGACUCCUGCGCUAGGGAGGAGACUAGACUCCUGCGCUCCACGGCCGUUCAUUGGAGGAGGUGCGACGGGAGGAAACCGUGCCGCCGCAAUUGCAGCGAAGGCGACGGGUGAGCAGCAGCCAAAUGAGAGCAAGACGCGGUCACCAUUUCCGCGCGGCGAUUAUCUGACACUCUCUGUCGUCCGAUGGAGGCGACGAUUUUGAAAACGCCGAGCGUGACGGACGUCGGCGGUGCCGUGAGCGCGGAGCUAGAGGUGAAAAAGCUGCAGGAACUCGUCAGGAGACUGGAGAGGCAGAACGAGCAGCUGAGGACGCGUGCAAACGCGGUCGGCGCGUGCACAAGCCCGCUUUCAUCUCUGCAGCUGAACCUGUUCGGGAAUUCCAUCGGAGCCGGAAGCUGCUGCGUCCCGAGCCCCGCGCCCACGCUCGCUUGCCAGGCGGUCUUGGAGCAGUGUUGUGUGUCCGAGGACCAUGUCCUAUGUUUCCAGCCCCACUCCACCGUUGAUUUGGCGGACGAGGCGGCGGAUGCGUACCGCCUCUCUUCUGAGCCCACGGUUUUGGACGAGGUGGAGGUGCUAGACCUAGAUUCUAUUUUCCAGUGCACCGCGGAGUCGGAUGAGACGUGGCUGUAUGCGGGAUCUAAGUCGUGUUUGUGGGCUGGUAGCGGUGGGACCCCUCUGCAGUGGUGCAGGCAUGUGCUGGGUCAUCCUCAAGGAGAGCUGGAGACACCUAGACCAUCACUAUGUCAGAGGCCAGAGUCAGUGAAUAGAUGGAGGGGCGUGUUCUCCUCAGCUCCGCCCCCUUCAGCUUUCCCCCACAGCCGUGUGGGCGGAGUCUCCCUGCUGUGCACCUCCUCUCCCGCCUCCAGAUCCUCCCUCACUUCAGCACCUUGCACUGCUUCCUGUGACAGGCAAGCCAUUCACGUGGGUAGCAGUGUGCGACACACUCCAUUCAGGCCGCAGUCGUCUCUGGACAGUGAGCUGAGCACGGAGCUGGAUGAUGAUGCCGGGUCUCUGGGAUACAAGCUGCAGGACCUAACGGAUGUGCAAGUGAUGGCACGCCUCCAGGAGGAGAGUCUGCGUCAGGACUAUGCCACUUCGUCCACUUCCUCCUCGGCAGUCAGCCGCCGCUGUGGCAGCUCGUCUUUUCAGUUCAGGCAGCCCCAUUUAGAGGACGACGACGACGACGACGACGAAGAUUAUGGCCAGCUCCCUCCUCCUCAGCCCCGCUUGACCCGGGCCGGACCUUUAGGGCUGCCCCAUUCACAUACCUUCACCAGCAUUAGGGACUGGAGACGGAGCACACCCUCCUCCACCUGUACGCUGCCCUACCACACCCAGGCCGGCCCCAGUUGCACACCUGAGCAGCUCAGUCUCAGGUCCAGCUCAGUCGAGUAUGAGAAUAAUCUUAGGAGGAGCAUGCCAAACCUGGUGAGGGCUCCCAGCAUGCCGAGUGUGCCCAAUCCAGCCAAUCACACUGCUUCUCCUACAUCCAUCCGGAACAGUCAAAGCUUUGACUCAUCCAGUGGACUUGCAAGAUUACAGUCCUCCGGCCAGCUCCAGAAUCGGGUCCACAGUGUUGGGAAUUUCCCCUUGUCUUCACAGCAGUCCCUCAAAGCCACUGCCUACGUGAGCCCCACCAUUAAAGGCCCGUCAUCCACGACUCUGUCAGCCAGCCAGCAGUCUCUCCCUAGCAGCGGGAUUCCACAGCCGAGUAAAGGCACACGCAGCGGCCUCCCACGGCCGGCGUCCUUCACCGGGAUGAGCUCCACUCCACGCAGCAAGCUCACCCAACCCGUCAGAAGUUUGUUGACACCACCAAAGAGCCUGGCAACCCUCAGUGCCCUACGAGACGGCAGCUGGCGAGAUGGUUGUUACUAAAAGGCUGAAAGCAACAUGGAGGUCGAUGAGACCGGAGAGGCUAGGACACACCCUGCUGGCAGGGAUUGUGUACUACAUCACUAAGUGUUCUU
Molecule: messenger RNA, 2520 nt
Organism: Electrophorus electricus (electric eel)
Lineage: Eukaryota; Metazoa; Chordata; Actinopteri; Gymnotiformes; Gymnotidae
Gene: slain1b
Product: SLAIN motif family, member 1b
Biological process (GO): positive regulation of microtubule polymerization; cytoplasmic microtubule organization; microtubule nucleation
Cellular component (GO): microtubule plus-end
Source: RefSeq, a predicted model, not a curated record